This is a messenger RNA of Medicago truncatula (barrel medic), 1330 nucleotides long. RefSeq names its product probable 2-oxoglutarate/Fe(II)-dependent dioxygenase. Lineage: Eukaryota; Viridiplantae; Streptophyta; Magnoliopsida; Fabales; Fabaceae. The coding region runs from base 72 to 1169 and encodes 365 amino acids. The record is from RefSeq and is a predicted model, not a curated record. The transcript is spliced from 4 exons.
UAUAACCCUUUUUUCAACAUAUUUAGUGUAACAUUGUCCACUUUUAGUAUAGUGCAUGUCCAAUUGAAGUAAUGGAUCAUGCAUCUUUGAUUGUGUCCUCUGAAUCUCUGAUUGUGCCUUCUGUUCAGGAAAUAGUAAAGGAGCCAUUGACAAGAGUUCCAGAGCGUUAUGUUCGUCCACAUCAUGACCGUCCAAUAAUAUCUACAACAACACCUUUGCUUGAGCUUCCUGUUAUUGACUUUAGCAAAUUGUUUUCCCAAGAUCUCACUAUAAAAGGACUAGAACUGGAUAAACUACACUCUGCCUGCAAAGAAUGGGGUUUUUUCCAGCUGAUUAAUCAUGGAGUGAGCACUUCAUUGGUGGAAAAUGUGAAGAUGGGUGCUAAGGAAUUCUACAAUCUUCCAAUUGAAGAGAAAAAGAAAUUUAGUCAGAAAGAAGGAGAUGUGGAAGGAUAUGGUCAGGCCUUUGUAAUGUCCGAGGAACAGAAAUUGGAUUGGGCAGAUAUGUUUUUUAUGAUUACUUUGCCAUCACAUAUGAGGAAACCUCAUUUAUUUCCUAAACUCCCCUUACCAUUCAGAGAUGAUUUAGAGACCUAUUCUGCAGAGCUGAAAAAACUGGCCAUCCAAAUCAUUGACUUCAUGGCAAAUGCCCUAAAAGUAGACGCCAAAGAAAUUAGAGAGUUAUUUGGUGAAGGAACUCAAUCAACUAGGAUAAAUUAUUAUCCACCAUGUCCUCAACCAGAGCUUGUUAUAGGACUCAAUUCUCAUUCAGAUGGUGGUGGCCUCACCAUACUUCUCCAAGGCAAUGAAAUGGAUGGUCUUCAAAUUAAAAAAGAUGGAUUUUGGAUUCCUGUUAAACCCCUACCUAAUGCUUUCAUCAUCAAUCUUGGAGACAUGUUGGAGAUUAUAACAAACGGAAUAUACCCAAGCAUUGAGCAUCGAGCAACAGUGAACUUAAAAAAAGAAAGACUUUCUAUAGCUACAUUUUACAGUCCUAGUAGUGCAGUAAUUCUACGCCCAUCACCAACCCUUGUUACUCCAAAAACACCAGCACUAUUCAAACCAAUUGGUGUAACUGAUUUCUACAAAGGAUACCUUGGAAAAGAACUCCGUGGAAAAUCAUUUCUUGAUAGUUUGAGGAUCCAAAAUGAAGAUGAGAAACACACUUAGGUGUUGAAUGAUCAACGAUGGAAAUUAUACUGGAUUAUUACUAUAUAGGCUCAUAAGCAUUCAGUAUAAAAUAAUUUGUAUGAGCUUAUAAUUAUAAAUAAAUAAAAUGUAAUUGUGCAUCCUUGUUUUAAUUCAACCAAUGAGUUAAGUAAUUUGUCAUA